CCUCCUGCGUCCGCACCACCUCGCACGCGCGGCCAACAGACUACCACACACACCUCGCAUCGCAUCGCUUCGCCACUCGCCAUCUGGCACCGCCGCUCCAUCGCACACGCCCAGCAUGACCGAGGCCAUCCGGGCCACCUUCGCCGAGAAGGCCAAGCUGAACGAGGCCGUCUUCAUCUCCUUCGUCACUGCCGGCUACCCGGCCAAGAAUGACACCGUCUCCAUCCUGCUCGCCCUCGAGCGCGGCGGCGCCGACAUCAUCGAGCUCGGCGUGCCGUUCUCGGACCCGCAGGCCGACGGUCCGGCGAUCCAGCGCUCCAAUGAGGUCGCGCUCGAGCAGGGCGUCGACUACACGACGUGCCUGCGCUACGUGCGCGAGGCACGCCAGCUCGGCCUCAAGACGCCCGUGCUCCUCAUGGGCUACUACAACCCGCUGCUGGCACACGGCGAGGAGAAGGCCGUGCGCGAUGCCCGCGAGGCCGGCGCAAACGGCUUCAUCGUCGUCGACCUGCCGCCGGAGGAGGCAGUGGACUUCCGCAACUGCUGCACCACAGAGGGCAUGUCCUAUGUGCCCUUGAUCGCGCCGUCCACGUCGGAGAAGCGCAUCAAGCACCUGUCCGGCCUGGCCGACUCGUUCAUCUACGUCGUCUCGAAGAUGGGCACGACGGGCGUGGCCGCUGCCGUGUCGGAGGCGCUGCCCGCCAUGCUGUCCCGCAUCCGCGCCAUCACAUCCGUGCCGCUUGCUGUCGGCUUCGGCGUGGCCACGCGCGAGCACUUCGUUGAGGUUGGCGAGCAUGCCGACGGCGUGGUGAUUGGCUCGAAGCUGGUUGCCAACCUGCGCGACGCCCAGCCCGCCACGACCGACGGCCGGUGCGCUGCUGCGCAGGCAUACUGCGAGGAGAUCACGGGCAAGACGGAGGGCGGCAUCAAGCGCAAGAAUGCCUUGCUCAACGGCAGCGCCUCCAACGGCGUCAGCAUCAAGUCUGCGCUUGAUCAGCCGGACUCUGUGCCGAUCCCGAAGCUCGACGGCGUCGUGUCGGCGGACCGGCCACCGGUGCCCGGCCUCGACGCCACGGUCGACAAGCAGACGGGCGAGGUGCGCCCGCCGCGCUUCGGCAAGUUCGGCGGCCAGUACAUCCCCGAGGCGCUGUUCGACGCGCACGCCGAGCUCGAGAAAGCCUACCUCGGCUGCAUCAACGACCCCGAAUUCUGGAAGGAGUUUGAGUCGUACUACGAGUACAUCGGCCGGCCCUCGGAGCUCUACCUGGCCGAGCGCAUGACCGAGGCCGCCGGCGGCGCGCGCAUCUGGUUCAAGCGCGAGGACCUGAACCACACCGGCAGCCACAAGAUCAACAACGCCAUUGGCCAGAUUCUCGUGGCACGGCGCCUGGGCAAGACGCGCAUCAUCGCCGAGACGGGCGCCGGCCAGCACGGCGUGGCCACGGCGACGGCGUGCGCCAAGUUCGGCAUGGAGUGCGUCGUGUACAUGGGCGCCGAGGACGUGCGGCGCCAGUCGCUCAACGCCUUCCGCAUGAAGAUGCUCGGCGCCAAGGUCGUCGCCGUCGAGAGCGGCAGCAAGACGCUCAAGGACGCCAUCAACGAGGCAAACCGCGACUGGGUGACGAACCUGCACAACACGCACUACCUCGUCGGCUCGGCCAUCGGCCCGCACCCGUUCCCGUCGCUCGUGCGCGACUUCCAGAGCAUCAUCGGCAAGGAGGUCAAGCAGCAGCUGCAGGAGAAGGUCGGCAAGCUGCCGGACGCCGUCAUUGCGUGCGUCGGCGGCGGCAGCAACGCCAUCGGCAUGUUCCACCCCUUCAUCAACGACAAGAGCGUGCGCAUGAUCGGCGUCGAGGCCGGCGGCGACGGCAUCGACACGAACCGGCACUCGGCGACGCUCACCAAGGGCACGCCGGGUGUGCUGCACGGCGUGCGCACCUACCUGCUGCAGGCCGCCGACGGCCAGAUUACCGAGACGCACUCCAUCAGUGCCGGUCUUGACUACCCCGGCGUCGGCCCUGAGCACGCCUGGCUCAAGGACAGUGGCCGCGCGGAGUACACCGUGGCGACCGACGAGGAGGCGCUGCGCGGCUUCAAGAUGUGCACGCAGCUCGAGGGCAUCAUUCCGGCGCUGGAGACGAGCCACGCGCUCUGGUCUGCAUUCCACAUUGCCGGCAAGAUGGCAAAGACGGAGGACCUCGUGGUGUCGCUGUCUGGGCGGGGAGACAAGGACGUCGAGCAGAUCGCAAACGCGUUGAGCACACAGGGAUGGGCGGAGCGGCUGGGCUGGGACAUCUAGAGCGCAGACAUGAUGGAGAUCGCAG
Messenger RNA from Tilletiopsis washingtonensis, 2324 nucleotides. Its product is annotated as putative tryptophan synthase. Lineage: Eukaryota; Fungi; Basidiomycota; Exobasidiomycetes; Entylomatales. Gene Ontology annotation, cellular component: cytoplasm. Gene Ontology annotation, molecular function: tryptophan synthase activity. The transcript has 6 exons. Bases 116 to 2299 code for a protein of 727 amino acids. Gene Ontology annotation, biological process: L-tryptophan biosynthetic process. The record is from RefSeq and is a predicted model, not a curated record.